AAGUCCCGUGUUCCAUUUUGCUUAUAUAUAUUCGAGUUGUGGAAAGCCACGAUACUCACAAUAGAACAGCCAAAACAAGCAGAUUUUAUAUAGAAAUGAAUAUGGGUGUCUUACAAUAUUAUUUCUCAAUGAAGGCUUUGCUUUGGGUUUUAGUGGUUUUUGUUCAAACUCGUGAGUACAUGGGUUGCUUGGAGGAAGAGAGAGCUGGUCUGCUUCACUUUAAGUCAUUUCUUAUCAUAUCCAUUCCGUCUUUCAGAGCUUAUAAUUCAGACUAUGAUCGUCUUCCUUCAUGGGUCGACCAUGAGAAGAGUGAUUGUUGUGAUUGGGAGCGGGUCACGUGCAACUCCACCACAGGUCAUCUGAUAGAACUGUCCCUCGACAAUUUAAUGCAGGAUCCUAGUUAUAACUAUUAUGAGAAACGUUCAUGGUUGUUAAAUGUGUCUCUAUUAGAGCCUUUCAAGGAGUUAAGAAGCCUUAGUCUAUCCCGUAAUGCAAUCGAUGGUUGCAUACCAGAUGAAGGAUUUGAAAAGCUUUCAACCCUAAGGAAUCUGGAAAUUUUAAACCUUGGUUACAACUUCUUUGAUGACAAUAGCAUUCUACAAUCUCUGGGUGCUAUCACUUCGCUCAAGACUUUAAAUCUUACUUGGAAUGAGUUGGAGGGAUACUUUCCAGCACAAGAAUUAGUUACGUUGAGAGAUUUGAACACGCUGGAUAUAAGCGUGAAUAGGUACAAUGGUACCCUCCCAAAUCAAGGUUUCGAAAGGCUAGCGGUACUGAGAAACUUGGAGACAUUGAUCCUCGAUUGGAAUAGGUUUGGCUACAGCGUCAUUCCAUCUCUAAGUAACCUUACAUCCCUUAUGACAUUAAGUCUUUCAGGGAAUAAUAUCAGAUUUGAUGAAGGAGUAAAUGUUGAAGGUGGUACUAAUUUCGAAAGGCUCGCCGUAUUGAGAAAUCUGAAGACAUUGAAUCUUGAUGGGAAUUACUUUAAUGACAGCAUCAUACCAUCUCUAAGUGGGCUUACAUCUCUUACGACAUUGAAUCUUGCGUGGAAUAGAAUACAAGGAGGAGGUGAAGGUUGGAAAAUGUUGUCAAGAUUGGAGAAUCUGGAGAUAUUAGAUCUUAGUUUCAAUUAUGCCCUCAAGGACACUAGUCUUCAAUCAAUUGCUGCAGUCAAAUCUCUUAAGACUUUGAAUCUUGUUGGGAAUGAGUUGGGCCGAUCCAAAGGUUGGAAAAUGUUGUCAAGAUUGGAGAACCUAGAGAUAUUAGAUCUUAGAUACAAUGAACUCAACGACACUAGUUUUCUUCAAUCAAUUGCUGCAGUGAAAUCUCUUAAGACUCUCAAUCUUCUUGGAAAUCAGUUGACGGGAUCCUUUCCAACCAAAGAGCUAGCAAAUUUAACAAACUUGGAGGUUCUUAUCUUGGGAGGUAAUCAUUUUGGUGGACGACUAGCAAUCCAAGAAUUUUGUGCAUUGAAGAAGCUUGAAGUGUUAGAUCUAUCUGACAAUUACUUUGACGGGAUCCUACCUCCAUGCAUAAACAAUAUGACAUCUCUUGUGGUGUUAGAUAUUUCUAAUAACCAAUUUAAUGGAAAUGCUUCAUCAUCAUAUGUAGAAGCCAGCGGAAGAAGUCUCAAGUACAUUGAUUUUAGUUAUAACCAGUUUGUGGGCAUAUUCUCAUUCAACUUAUUUGCCAAUUACUCUAAGCUUGAGGUUCUUAGAUUCAACGGCCAAAACAAUAAAGUUGAAAUAGAAACUGAAGGUUCUAUGGGUUGGUCCCCCUUGUUUCAGCUGAAGAUCAUCGAAUUGCCCUAUUGUAGUCUGAACAAGCUCACCGGUAGUAUUCCAAAGUUUCUUCUUGCCCAGCAUGAACUGGAUACAGUUAAUCUUUCUCACAAUAAGUUGAAAGGAAACUUCCCGAAUUGGUUGGUUGAAAACAAUACAAGAUUACGCGUGCUAGAUCUUCAGAAUAACUCUUUUGUGGGUCAGUUAUAUUUACCAACAUUGAUCCACACGCAUAUGGUCUGGAUGGAUGUCUCGGCCAAUCACUUGGACGGAAAACUUUCAGAAAAUAUUGGCAGGAUUUUUCCAAAUUUAGUAUAUCUAAAUCUUUCCAAUAAUAAGCUUGAAGGUAAUCUUCCUUCCUCAAUUGGUGGCAUGCUUUAUUUGGAUAUAUUAGAUUUUUCUUCCAAUAAUUUCUCAGGCGGGGUACCAAGAGUAUUAAAUACAGGUUGCUUAUUAUUGAGCGUUUUGAACCUUGCUCGUAACAGCUUCAACGGUGAAAUUUUUGUUGGGACAAGCCAGAAAAUUCUGCAAAUGAAUGAUAAUCAAUUCACAAGUAUCACAUUGGUACCAAAUUCAACUCUUGACCUAUUAUAUUUAGAUAUCAGCAACAACGAAAUUUCAGGUACAAUCCCCCAAUGGCUUGGGAACGCGUCAUACUUGAGGACUCUUGUUAUGGCUAACAAUGAUUUUUAUGGUCGGAUCCCAUGUGAACUAAGUAUGAUAGGUACUUUAGACCUUUCUCAUAACUUAUUUACGGGAUCGUUACCUUUUUGUUCGAAUCUGCCACAUCUUGAACACCUAUAUUUGCAAGGGAACAAAUUCACAGGAUCAAUACCGAAGGCUCUUUUCAAUUCCUCAUCUCUUUUGACAUUGGACAUUGGAGAUAACAACUUUACAGGCAGCAUCUCUGCUGAAAUCAAACAACUUCAACGCUUAAAAGUACUUUUGUUGAGUGGUAAUCGUUUCACUGGUAUAAUUCCGAAUCAGUUGUGUUUGUUAAGAAUGAUAAGCAUAAUGGAUCUUUCCAAGAAUGCUUUUUCAGGGACCAUACCACAAUGCCUCCACAAGAUAUAUUUUGGGAAGAUAGCAGCAACUAGUUUUGGCUAUUUUCAAAGAAAUGUUAGUAAUACCGUACAGUUUAUGACACCUUACACAUAUAAAGUUUUCUUGAAAUUGACUGGUGACAUUUACCACGAUAGUGAAUAUGAGGAUGCAGAAGUACAGAUUGAGUUUGUAACUAAAUAUAGGCAUAGUUCUUAUAAGGGUUCUCCCCUUGGUUACAUGUCUGGAUUGGAUUUCUCAUGCAACAACCUAACAGGUGGCAUCCCACCUGAGUUAGGACAAAUAUCUUCAUUGCAUGCACUAAACUUAUCUUAUAAUCAGCUGACAGGUAAAAUUCCAAUAACAUUCUCGAAAAUGGCUCAGUUGGAAAGUUUAGACCUCUCUCAUAAUAAUUUGAGAGGAGAAAUUCCUUCAGCAUUGAUUGAUCUAACCUUUCUUGAGGUAUUCAAUGUGGCCAACAACAACCUCUCAGGUAAAGUUCCAGAUAUGAAAGCACAAUUUGGAACAUUUGAGAAAAGCAGCUAUGAAGGAAACCUAUUUCUUUGCGGACCACCACUAGAUAAAAGUUGUGCCAAAGAAAAGGAGUCAGAUCCAACACCAACCCAAUCUUCAAAUGAAAGUGACAAAAAAUGGUAUGAAGUAGAUCCUAUGGAAGGGAAUGGAAAUGGAAUGGUGGAGAAAUUUGUGAAACAAGGGAUUGCAGUUGAGAUGUUUGUAAAAAUGUCUGUGAAAACCGAAAAUGGAAAUAGAAUGGAGGAUGUUUGUAGUCGGCUAUAUGCAUCCUCGCUAGGCUUCUUUGCCAUUUUAUUGUAUCUGCUUUGUAUCUGUUUUGCCAUGAGAAAUGUUGAUAAGGUCAUAGGUGCUAUAAUUCUAGCUAGGUUGUUGCCUGUAAGUUCUAAGGAAAGCAUUAUUGCGGCAAUUAAGAUAACUUUGUAA
Messenger RNA from Juglans microcarpa x Juglans regia, 3779 nucleotides. Its product is annotated as receptor-like protein 14. Gene Ontology annotation, molecular function: protein binding. The coding region runs from base 96 to 3779 and encodes 1227 amino acids. The transcript is spliced from 12 exons. Lineage: Eukaryota; Viridiplantae; Streptophyta; Magnoliopsida; Fagales; Juglandaceae. The record is from RefSeq and is a predicted model, not a curated record.